Messenger RNA from Hylaeus anthracinus, 2709 nucleotides. RefSeq names its product DNA-dependent metalloprotease SPRTN (gene mh). Gene Ontology annotation, cellular component: nucleus. The transcript is spliced from 5 exons. Gene Ontology annotation, biological process: DNA repair. Gene Ontology annotation, molecular function: polyubiquitin modification-dependent protein binding; single-stranded DNA binding; metalloendopeptidase activity. The coding region runs from base 319 to 2526 and encodes 735 amino acids. NCBI's taxonomy places the organism in Eukaryota, Metazoa, Arthropoda, Insecta, Hymenoptera, Colletidae. The record is from RefSeq and is a predicted model, not a curated record.
CUGGUGGUAGAUUAGACAUAUCGACCAAUACAGACAACCGACCAAUUAUUUGUGUACAGAGCUACAUGCGUUUCACUGCGUAAAAUAAUAGACAUGUAAAAAUACUCUGUGAUAUGACUAGGUUACAAACAAUAAUUUUGUUUUUCUAUUAAUAAUUUACUAUGUGUUCAUUAUCUAUAUAAGUAAUUAAAAAACUGGUAUACUUGUACUAAACUCAAAUAUUUUGAAUGCUCUAUACUUACUUCCUUUACUGUUUGUUUAUCUUUCUAUUUAUAUGUACGUUGUGUCCGUUUCAUAAAGAAUUAUUACUCGUAUACGAUGAUAAAGUCUCAAGAAUCUCGUGAUUUUGAAUUAGCUCGUAAAUUAUACCAAGAAGACAAUUACUUUGGACUGACGGAAAAUGCAAUUUUACCUAAGAAUAAUAAAGAAAAUUACAAACCAAGAACCUUAAUUGAUCAAACUUUGGAACUAAUUGAUCCAACUCCCAAUAUUUAUACACUAUUUAUGCAAUUUAAUGAACGGUUCUUUUGGAAUGUGUUACUGCCUGUAGAAGUUAAAUGGAGCCCUAGAAUGACAAGUUGUGCUGGUGUAUGUACUUUUCAUCCUAGAAAUCGACAAUGUGUAAUUUCACUUAGUGCACCAUUAUUAAAACUUAGACCAAGGAAAGAUCUUGUAGAAACUCUAUUGCAUGAAAUGAUCCAUGGAUAUUUAUUUCUCACAAACAACAAUCGUGAUAGAGAUGGACAUGGCCCAGAGUUUUGUAAACAUAUGAACAGAAUAAAUAAAGAAGCUGGAACAAAAAUAACUAUAUAUCAUAGCUUUAAUGAUGAAGUUAAACUGUACCAACAACAUUGGUGGAGAUGUAAUGGUCCUUGUCGAGAAAGAGCUCCAUAUUUUGGAAUAGUACGUAGAGCUAUGAAUCGUGCACCAGGUCCAAAUGAUUAUUGGUGGCAAAAACAUCAACAAAUAUGUGGUGGUCAAUAUACUAAAAUUAAAGAACCAGAAAACUAUAAGGCAAAAACCUCAAAAAACAAAGAAAAAGCAAACCUGGUUUCAAAAAACAAUAUUUCAACAAAUAAUUUGUUUGACUGGCUUAAAAAGCCUAAUUCUACUACUGCAUCUACAGCCACACCUAUACCAAUAAAUGUCAAACCACUUUCAAAUACUCCAGAUUCAUUAAACAAAUACAAAAGACAUAGCACUAAUACAAAUAAUGUUCAAGGUUGGGGUGUAAAAGGCCCAAAUAGUUCACAUAAGUCUAUUGCUGUACCAACAGAUACUUUCACUCCAACGAAAAUCAAACCAGUUUCAAAUAAUCCGGAUUUAUCAAACGGAUUUAAAAAACUCGGAACUAGUACAAACAGUGUUCAUGGUUGGGGUGUAAGAGGUCCAACAACUGAUUCAAACAAUUCACAAAAAUUUAUUUCUACACCACUAUUUGCAUCUACUCCAGAAAAAAUCAAACCACACUCAAACACUCCAGAUUUCUUAAACAGAUUCAAAAAACUUGGAAAUAAUACAAAUAAUGUUCAUGGUUGGGGUACAGGAGGUCCAAAUGGCUCAAAUAAUACACAGAAAUCUACUAGUUUAAUUUCUAAUAAUCCUAAAUUCUCUUCUUCUGGAACUCUUGGUGGUUCUACCACAGGACGAAGUAACUUAUUGAGUAAAUUUGAUAAUAGGAAGAAUCGUCCUGACUUCAAUCGAAAUAUUAAAGUAUCAAAAGAAAUAACGGGUGCAUCCACUGUCGCAAAAGCAGGAAAAUCGCCUAUUGAUAGUCAAUCGACAAAUAUGGUGAAACUUGUAGAAUGUCCAAUAUGCAGUAAUUUCGUGCCAAGCAGUGACAUAGAUAAGCAUGUAGAUUCUUGUUUAAUAAUAUCUGAUAAUAUCAGUUCUACCAAAGCACAAGUAAAAGUAGACGAAACCUCAUCCACACAGAAAAGAAAAAUCAAUAUGAGUACGUUCUCAAGCAAACAACCAAAAUUAGAUCAAUCAGAAAAUAUAAGAGUGACAAAUUGUCCUGUCUGUGAUAAAAGUUUUGAAUAUACGAGUAUUAAUGAGCAUCUCGAUAAAUGUCUUUUAGAUGCAAAUGAACAAGAUAAUUCGACUAUUAAAUUAGAUAAUAAAAAUGUUGCAAGUGAAAUGAAAAAUGAAAGCAUAAUUUCCAUAAGUAGUACUAGUACUAGUAGUAAUUCAUCCUCCUUUUCAAUUACUGAAGACUUGAAAGAUCUUUAUUCUAAGCCAAAGCCUCAGAAAAAAAAUGCAAUUGACAAUUCACAAAAAUGUUUAGUUUGUAAUAUGUUUAUUCCUCCCGAGAUGUCAUUAAAUGACCACUUAGAAGACUGUAUUGGAAAUCUUUUUAACGAUGAUUCAGAACUGUCAAUAGAUUAUGUUGAUGUAAAAAUGUCAGAAAAAUCUCCCAAAGUACCAGUUGACCAGAAUAAUAGAUAUCUUUGUCCUGUUUGCACACUAUUAAUAUCAGAGUCUUUCAUGAAUCAACAUUUAGAUGAAUGUCUGAAAAACACGUGACUGCAGUAGACCAAUUUAUUAUAUUCUUUAUUUAAUAAUUUAUAUUGAUAAUUAGUUUUGUAAUUGUAUUUCAUUUUGCAAAUUAAUGCCGUUAUUCUAUAAGCGAGAGAAGUGAAUAAACAAUUACGUGUUAUUAUUACUUUAUAGAUACAAAGUGAAAAUAAAAUAUUUUUUUUAAUAAAA